This is a messenger RNA of Arachis duranensis, 674 nucleotides long. RefSeq names its product thioredoxin H2. The transcript is spliced from 3 exons. The record is from RefSeq and is a predicted model, not a curated record. Gene Ontology annotation, molecular function: protein-disulfide reductase activity. Bases 100 to 495 code for a protein of 131 amino acids. Lineage: Eukaryota; Viridiplantae; Streptophyta; Magnoliopsida; Fabales; Fabaceae.
CACAAAUUAAACUACCUAAGAAAACUCAAAUUCUCUCCCAACUUAACAAUUUUUGGUUUAUAUAUUACCAGGCAGAAAAUUAAAGAAAGAACCAAUAACAUGGAAGCAAACUUGUUCAAUUUUGUUUUUGCUGAAAGAUCAUCACCAUCAACUACUACUUCAUCACCUCAAGUCCUUACCUUCCAUUCCACUGCUAAAUGGAAUGCUCAUUUUGGUGCCUUGAAAGAAACGGACAAAUUGAUGGUGAUUGAUUUUACAGCUACAUGGUGUGCACCUUGCAAAUUCAUGGAUCCAGUUAUUCAAGAUUUUGCUGCAAAUUACAAAGAUGUUGAGUUCAUCAAGAUUGAUGUGGAUGAGCUAAUGGAGGUGUCUCAAGCAUUCCAAGUUCAAGCAUUACCAACGUUUAUACUCAUUAAGAAAGGAAAAGUGGUUGAUAGAGUGGUUGGAGUAAGAAAGGAGGAGCUGCAAAGGAUGAUUGAGAAACACACAAAAUGAAUGAAUGUUUGUGUGUGUGUGUUUGUGAUCAUGCAAAGACCAACAACUUAGAAUGCAAUAAGUUGGUUUCGCAAUUCUUCUCCCAAAGAAAAUGAAUAAUUUGAGUCAUUCUUUACCAUUAAUACUAGUUGGCCAUGUAAUAUCUAUCAAUUAAUAGUAUUAGAUUCUUUGCUGAUAAA